AUGGUAGAGGAGAAGGAUGACAAGUAUCGAGUGCUGGCUCAUUAUCUGCUGGUUAUCAUCAUCAUCAUUGGUCCUUAUGGUGACAAAAACUACAAUGACAAUGAUGAUAAUGACAACAGUAACAACAACAAUGAUGACAACAACGACAAUGACAACAACAAAAACAAUAGCAUCAACAAUGACAACAGUGACAAUAACAAUGACAACGACAAUGGCAGCAACUACAACUCUUCUUCCCUCUUUAGCCAGUUUGAGAUGGAGACCCUCUUCUUGCUGCUCUUGGCCUCUUUCCUUCCGGCCAGUAUCUCCCAUGGCCCUGAAGCCUCCCUUCCAAGGAAAGAGGGCCAGAGGCCGCCGUCCUGCCUCCGAUGCUGCGGUCCCUCUGAGCAGCCGGCCUCUAUCACCGCCUCCCGCUUUGCGCGGAUGACCAGUGACUCCUUUUACCGUCUGCCCAGGAUCCGGCCCACCAUUGACAUCACCAUCUUGAAGGGUGACAAGGGCGAAAUGGGUGCCCCAGGGAUUUCUGGCCCCGAAGGUGAAGUGGGGGACCCCGGUCCGCAGGGGCAACUGGGCCGCAAAGGCCAAAAGGGCCAAGCUGGACGGCCGGGCGAUUCUUGCAAGCAGCAUUAUGUUGCCUUCUCCGUGGCCCGCACAAAGGCACUCCAUAGUUCAGACUAUUACCAGCACGUCGUGUUCGACACAGCACUGGUCAACCUCCAUGGUCAUUUCAACAUGUUCACGGGGAAGUUCUUCUGCUACGUGCCAGGAAUCUACUUCUUUAACCUGAACGUUCACACUUGGAACUACAAGGAGACCUACCUGCACAUCAUGAAGAACGAGGGAGAGGCAGCCAUCCUCUAUGCCCAGCCCAGUGAGCGGAGUAUAAUGCAGAGCCAGAGCCUCAUGCUGAGCCUACAGGAAGGAGACGAGGUCUGGGUGAGGAUGUUCAAGCGGGAACGGGAGAACGGCAUCUACGGCGAGGAGUCGGACGUCUACAUCAUCUUCAACGGACACCUGAUUAAGCCAGACAUUGACUGAAUUGGAUGAUGAUUAGCUCCAUCGCGUUUGUCAAAUGUGCCAUCCAAGAGGACAUCAGUAGGACUUCUCUUCAGCUUCUCUGGACAGUAAAAAGAGGAGAUCCCCAAGCUUUGAGCACGUCUAUGCUGGGGAUUUAAUGCAGUUUGACACUGUGGUCUUCAGUCUUCUCCACCAAAAGGCACUGUUACCAAACGACGUCUCCGAAGAUCCCAUAACAUUGAGCCAUGGCAUUUCAUGUGCUGUCAACUUGCAUCCAUUCUGCAGUGAACCCCAAACAAUCCUCAGUGAAUUGACAAAUGUCUUUUAGGAUUUCGGUACGGUCUCGCAUGUUUGAGCGCGAUUGCUGAAUAUAAUACACGGAUUUCUGA
Molecule: messenger RNA, 1406 nt
Organism: Anolis sagrei ordinatus
Lineage: Eukaryota; Metazoa; Chordata; Lepidosauria; Squamata; Anolidae
Gene: C1QTNF8
Product: C1q and TNF related 8
Molecular function (GO): protein binding
Source: RefSeq, a predicted model, not a curated record